UUCUUCAUCCCUGAAUCUGACGUGUGAGACAGGGGAGAUGCUCCAUGUGAUCAGUGUACAGUACCAGAACAUGACCCCGAGUUGCGAGUCUCCACCUGGUGCCAGCUGUGUGUUCCUUCAAGAGACUCAGGCUGACAGUCUGUACACAGACUGUAACGGGGUGGCCACGUGUCAGAUGGAGGUGCAGAAGUUCUGGGUGGACAACGUCUGUGGAGAGACAACAACCUAUCAAGCUACGAUAUCCUAUGAAUGUGUGUCUGACGACCCGGUUGAUGUGUGCGACAACGUGACACAACUCUCCUCAACUGAUGACAGCCGACUCUAUCUUGCGUUGCCCAAUUAUCCACAUGGCACCAGCUCAGCUGCUGACACGUGCACGUGUGACGUCACAGGGGGCGACAUGAAUGUGACUGUCCUUGAAUACUACUUCCGCCCAGUACAGGGUGUAAGCGCCAAUUUGACUCUGACUGGAGACACUACAACAUGGGAGUCUUUUACAGCGGGAAUACUGGCCUAUAACAGUUUAGUCAUGGGAAACACGGACAGACUGCGGAUAGUGUUUGACCCAAUACCAGCUUCAGGAAAGAAAAAAGAAUCUAUGUGGUUGAAAGUAGAAGGUUCAUCCCCAAUACAAGUAACAUGUAAUGGCAGUCCACUCCCGACCACAACUCCAGAUACAGCUUCUGUCCCUGGUUCUUUCCCCUCCCUCUCAACUUCUCACACUACUGUAGCUGUGGCUAGAAGCUCGACAGAUAGCGGACAGGGACAACCAGAAUAUGGUGACGAUGACAAUGUUUUGGCGGUUGUGUCCAGUGUUUGUGGCGUGGUCAUCGUGGUUCUACUGGUCAUUGUUGUCACACUGAUCUUCUACAUCAAAGUAAUCAAACAUUCAAGAAAUACUGCAGCAUCACCAGAUCAGACCAACGAGGAGCCUACCUACAAACAUUAUAAUCACGUGACGGAAACACUUGACAACAUCGAGUCCUCUGUUCCCGCCAGUGGUGAAGGAGGCACAGUGAGUCCCACGGCCAUCUACACCGGACUCAGUCCCUACACAAACCAGGAUCACGAGUACGGGAAACUACACCUGUAUAGUGAUGCCGGUUCUGAGACUACAGUGAGAGCUGAGGACACUGUAAUCGCGAGUGAGUGCAUGUUGUUUUACGUGACAGUUCUGUGACUACAGUGAGAUCUGAGGACACUGUGUAAUCGGGAGUGAGUGCAUGUUGUUUUACGUGACAGUUCUGUGACUACAGUGAGAGCUGAGGACACUGUGUAAUCGCGAGUGAGUGCAUGUUGUUUUACGUGACAGUUCUGUGACUACAGUGAGAGAUGAGGACACUGUGUAAUCGCGAGUGAGUGCAUGUUGUUUUACGUGACAGUUCUGUGACUACAGUGAGAGAUGAGGACACUGUAAUCGCGAGUGAGUGCAUGUUGUUUUACGUGACAGUUCUGUGACUACAGUGAGAGCUGAGGACACUGUGUAAUCGCGAGUGAGUGCAUGUUGUUUUACGUGACAGUUCUGUGACUACAGUGAGAGAUGAGGACACUGUGUAAUCGCGAGUGAGUGCAUGUUGUUUUACGUGACAGUUCUGUGACUACAGUGAGAGCUGAGGACACUGUGUAAUCGGGAGUGAGUGCAUGUUGUUUUACGUGACAGUUCUGUGACUACAGUGAGAGAUGAGGACACUGUGUAAUCGCGAGUGAGUGCAUGUUGUUUUACGUGACAGUUCUGUGACUACAGUGAGAUCUGAGGACACUGUGUAAUCGCGAGUGAGUGCAUGUUGUUUUACGUGACAGUUCUGUGACUACAGUGAGAGAUGAGGACACUGUGUAAUCGCGAGUGAGUGCAUGUUGUUUUACGUGACAGUUCUGUGACUACAGUGAGAGAUGAGGACACUGUGUAAUCGGGAGUGAGUGCAUGUUGUUUUACGUGACAGUUCUGUGACUACAGUGAGAGCUGAGGACACUGUGUAAUCGCGAGUGAGUGCAUGUUGUUUUACGUGACAGUUCUGUGACUACAGUGAGAGAUGAGGACACUGUGUAAUCGCGAGUGAGUGCAUGUUGUUUUACGUGACAGUUCUGUGACUACAGUGAGAGAUGAGGACACUGUAAUCGCGAGUGAGUGCAUGUUGUUUUACGUGACAGUUCUGUGACUACAGUGAGAUCUGAGGACACUGUGUAAUCGCGAGUGAGUGCAUGUUGUUUUACGUGACAGUUCUGUGACUACAGUGAGAGCUGAGGACACUGUGUAAUCGGGAGUGAGUGCAUGUUGUUUUACGUGACAGUUCUGUGACUACAGUGAGAGAUGAGGACACUGUGUAAUCGGGAGUGAGUGCAUGUUGUUUUACGUGACAGUUCUGUGACUACAGUGAGAGAUGAGGACACUGUGUAAUCGCGAGUGAGUGCAUGUUGUUUUACGUGACAGUUCUGUGACUACAGUGAGAGAUGAGGACACUGUAAUCGCGAGUGAGUGCAUGUUGUUUUACGUGACAGUUCUGUGACUACAGUGAGAUCUGAGGACACUGUGUAAUCGCGAGUGAGUGCAUGUUGUUUUACGUGACAGUUCUGUGACUACAGUGAGAGCUGAGGACACUGUGUAAUCGCGAGUGAGUGCAUGUUGUUUUACGUGACAGUUCUGUGACUACAGUGAGAGAUGAGGACACUGUAAUCGCGAGUGAGUGCAUGUUGUUUUACGUGACAGUUCUGUGACUACAGUGAGAGAUGAGGACACUGUGUAAUCGCGAGUGAGUGCAUGUUGUUUUACGUGACAGUUCUGUGACUACAGUGAGAUCUGAGGACACUGUAAUCGCGAGUGAGUGCAUGUUGUUUUACGUGACAGUUCUGUGACUACAGUGAGAUCUGAGGACACUGUGUAAUCGCGAGUGAGUGCAUGUUGUUUUACGUGACAGUUCUGUGACUACAGUGAGAUCUGAGGACACUGUGUAAUCGCGAGUGAGUGCAUGUUGUUUUACGUGACAGUUCUGUGACUACAGUGAGAUCUGAGGACACUGUGUAAUCGCGAGUGAGUGCAUGUUGUUUUACGUGACAGUUCUGUGACUACAGUGAGAUCUGAGGACACUGUGUAAUCGGGAGUGAGUGCAUGUUGUUUUACGUGACAGUUCUGUGACUACAGUGAGAGAUGAGGACACUGUGUAAUCGGGAGUGAGUGCAUGUUGUUUUACGUGACAGUUCUGUGACUACAGUGAGAGAUGAGGACACUGUGUAAUCGGGAGUGAGUGCAUGUUGUUUUACGUGACAGUUCUGUGACUACAGUGAGAGCUGAGGACACUGUGUAAUCGCGAGUGAGUGCAUGUUGUUUUACGUGACAGUUCUGUGACUACAGUGAGAGAUGAGGACACUGUGUAAUCGCGAGUGAGUGCAUGUUGUUUUACGUGACAGUUCUGUGACUACAGUGAGAGAUGAGGACACUGUAAUCGCGAGUGAGUGCAUGUUGUUUUACGUGACAGUUCUGUGACUACAGUGAGAGCUGAGGACACUGUGUAAUCGCGAGUGAGUGCAUGUUGUUUUACGUGACAGUUCUGUGACUACAGUGAGAGAUGAGGACACUGUAAUCGCGAGUGAGUGCAUGUUGUUUUACGUGACAGUUCUGUGACUACAGUGAGAGAUGAGGACACUGUAAUCGCGAGUGAGUGCAUGUUGUUUUACGUGACAGUUCUGUGACUACAGUGAGAGAUGAGGACACUGUGUAAUCGCGAGUGAGUGCAUGUUGUUUUACGUGACAGUUCUGUGACUACAGUGAGAGCUGAGGACACUGUGUAAUCGGGAGUGAGUGCAUGUUGUUUUACGUGACAGUUCUGUGACUACAGUGAGAGAUGAGGACACUGUAAUCGCGAGUGAGUGCAUGUUGUUUUACGUGACAGUUCUGUGACUACAGUGAGAUCUGAGGACACUGUGUAAUCGCGAGUGAGUGCAUGUUGUUUUACGUGACAGUUCUGUGACUACAGUGAGAGCUGAGGACACUGUGUAAUCGCGAGUGAGUGCAUGUUGUUUUACGUGACAGUUCUGUGACUACAGUGAGAGAUGAGGACACUGUAAUCGCGAGUGAGUGCAUGUUGUUUUACGUGACAGUUCUGUGACUACAGUGAGAGAUGAGGACACUGUGUAAUCGCGAGUGAGUGCAUGUUGUUUUACGUGACAGUUCUGUGACUACAGUGAGAUCUGAGGACACUGUAAUCGCGAGUGAGUGCAUGUUGUUUUACGUGACAGUUCUGUGACUACAGUGAGAUCUGAGGACACUGUGUAAUCGCGAGUGAGUGCAUGUUGUUUUACGUGACAGUUCUGCGACUACAGUGAGAGAUGAGGACACUGUAAUCGCGAGUGAGUGCAUGUUGUUUUACGUGACAGUUCUGUGACUACAGUGAGAGAUGAGGACACUGUGUAAUCGCGAGUGAGUGCAUGUUGUUUUACGUGACAGUUCUGUGACUACAGUGAGAUCUGAGGACACUGUGUAAUCGCGAGUGAGUGCAUGUUGUUUUACGUGACAGUUCUGUGACUACAGUGAGAGAUGAGGACACUGUAAUCGCGAGUGAGUGCAUGUUGUUUUACGUGACAGUUCUGUGACUACAGUGAGAGAUGAGGACACUGUAAUCGCGAGUGAGUGCAUGUUGUUUUACGUGACAGUUCUGUGACUACAGUGAGAUCUGAGGACACUGUGUAAUCGCGAGUGAGUGCAUGUUGUUUUACGUGACAGUUCUGUGACUACAGUGAGAGCUGAGGACACUGUGUAAUCGCGAGUGAGUGCAUGUUGUUUUACGUGACAGUUCUGUGACUACAGUGAGAGAUGAGGACACUGUGUAAUCGGGAGUGAGUGCAUGUUGUUUUACGUGACAGUUCUGUGACUACAGUGAGAGCUGAGGACACUGUAAUCGCGAGUGAGUGCAUGUUGUUUUACGUGACAGUUCUGUGACUACAGUGAGAGAUGAGGACACUGUAAUCGCGAGUGAGUGCAUGUUGUUUUACGUGACAGUUCUGUGACUACAGUGAGAUCUGAGGACACUGUGUAAUCGGGAGUGAGUGCAUGUUGUUUUACGUGACAGUUCUGUGACUACAGUGAGAGCUGAGGACACUGUGUAAUCGCGAAUGAGUGCCAGCAACUGCCCAGCUAUACCAGGGCGGCCAGUACAUCAGUGGAGAAUCGUAUGAGUAAUUACCCAGGCCGACUGAUACGAUGGCCUUUGUCAGGUCACAAAUUGAACGCAAGUUAUACUCAGACACCUACAACGAGCAUAAGGUCAUACAUUGAACGCAAGUCAUCAUCAGACAACUACAACAAGCACUAUACUGAGGAGUUAUUCUAGCUAGACAUCCACCCCGGGUGUGAGACUUGCCCUGACCCACGGUGUAGAUGUUGUGCAUGUACACGGUGUGGUGAUCAGUAGAAUGAAGCAGGGUUGUGUGUUGUCACCGACAUUAUUUUCCGAGGAAUUAACGAAUUACAUUUCGUUAUCAAUGUUACGGGUAACAGUUAAUGUUGAAUUGUGUGGACAAUUGAUGUAGAAGAUGAUUAAUCCUAAUACAUCUAAAAUUAAUCAUCAUAGACCACAAUCGGUUAAACGCUCUAGUGUAAGUUUUGUUUACGGGGGAUACAAUAUUGAAAUCUUUAAUGCUUAUAAAUACCUAGGACUAUGGCAGCAGGAACAUCUAGAUCUGCAGUUCCCUGCUGGGGAAAUUGCUAAGUCGGCUGGAAGAGCCCUCAAUGUUAUAUAAUAAGUCAAUUUUAAACCGUCGGCGGAAUGCCCUGUGUUGCUUUUAAUAUUUUACAUGAUAAUCUUGUAAAAAACAUAUUAACGUAUGGAUCUGCAAUUUGGGGUAAUACUUUACAUGAUAAUCUUGUACAAACCACCUUAAGGUAUGGAUCUGCAAGUUGGGGUAAUACUUUAUAUGAAAUGCGUAAAUUGGGGUAAUAGAGAAAACAGUUGCAUAAAUGCCAUCCAAAACAGAGACUGUCGGGUGUGUUGGGGUGUUGAGAGAACUACCCCUACUUUGGUCAUAAGAGGUGAAAUGGGUGGAGGGUCAUAUAUUACAAAACAAAAAAAUAGAAGUUGUACGUUUCUGGAAGAAAUUGAAUCCAGCCCCCCAUAAAGAUGGAAUUUGAACGACUCGGGCAACAUUAACGGUAAUAAAUUAAACACUUUCAGAUUAUUCAAAAGUAUUCUGAACGUUUCAUUUUAUGCACGUUAUAUCUUAGAGAGAGAUCGCGACGAAGUACAAUAUCUAAACCUCGCCGUGGUACCUUGCCUUAAGUUCUAGAAACAGGCCGUUAUACACGCCCGAAAACACCUGUUUCUGACCGUAUUUGUAAAUUAUGCAAUACUCAAAAUGUAUGUAUAUAUGUGGCGUUUUAUUUUUUUAUUUCAAAAUUAGCAAAUAGUGGUAUAUACGUGAUCUUACCUAUCAUUUUCAAUCACAUGUUACGAACAAAAGUAUGUUUGGUUCCAGCAUUGAUGUGUCAUGUUGUAUUGUAUGGAUGGGAUAUAUUUUAGUUUCUUGUUUGUGUGUAUUGCUGUGUCUUAAUCAUGGGAGGUAGAGUUGUGCAGUUAUGUUUUAUGUUUGUAUCAUGUGAUAAUGUUUUGUUUUGUAGUUGGUUGGGUGUAAGCUUGUAUUUGUGUAAUGUGUUCUAUGCAUGUGUAUGGGUUGGUGUGAGCAGGUGCGUGUGUGGAUGAUGGUGUGAAUGGUUCUACAUUCAUGCAGCCAGCUGUGUUUGCUGGGCCGGGGUGAGUAGGGGCGGAUAUAAAUGGGUUUUGGUUUCAUGAAGUUUUAUGAAUCACAUGAUUUUUUUUAUAAAUUAUGUGAAUUGAUGUGUAAGGUGAAGAAGUCUCAUAGCCGUCACAGGCCAAUAGUGGCAAGCCACUGUGCAGUUUACGCUCUGAUUCUGUGAUUUUUUUUUUUUCUGAACAGCGGGUAACACUUUAAUACAAUAUUUUUCUUCUUCUGUGUUUUGUUCAUCGAUCUGAAUGUGUUAUUGCCGCAGAACUGGAUGCAUCGUACAGCAGGAAGACACACACAAUUAUUAAAUAAUGCUUCAGUU
Haliotis rufescens (red abalone) is the source of this 7051-nucleotide messenger RNA. RefSeq lists its product as uncharacterized. Lineage: Eukaryota; Metazoa; Mollusca; Gastropoda; Lepetellida; Haliotidae. The record is from RefSeq and is a predicted model, not a curated record. The transcript is spliced from 7 exons. The coding region runs from base 38 to 1180 and encodes 380 amino acids.